This is a messenger RNA of Physella acuta, 3462 nucleotides long. RefSeq names its product toll-like receptor 4. Gene Ontology annotation, biological process: signal transduction. Lineage: Eukaryota; Metazoa; Mollusca; Gastropoda; Physidae. The record is from RefSeq and is a predicted model, not a curated record. Gene Ontology annotation, molecular function: protein binding.
AUGGGAAGAAAUCAACGAGUUUUAUAUUUUUUUGUCGUGUUGGAGAUUUUUAUUAUAGGAUACAUAGCCUCAUCAAAUGUCCGUGAGUCGACCAGUGCUGAAGUUACAAGAAAUCUUCUGAAAGGUGGUGCAAAGGACAGCAGUGGCCAGGUAAUGGUCGAUGGUACCGGUCAAAGUGAUUUGUCUUCAUUGCCAGUUUUACCACGACGGUGCCAAAACAAAAUGCCGGGAUGCCGGAGGUUACGGUCAGUUGACAAGUUACAAUUUGACAAGUCUAUGUUUGACAAAUUACAAUUUGGCAAGUCCAAGUUUGACAAGUUACAAUUUGGCAAGUCUAAGUCUGACAAGUUACAAUUUGGCAAGUCUAAGUCUGACAAGUUACAAUUUGACAAGUCUAAGCCUGACAAGUUACAAUUUGAUAAGUCUAAGCUUGACAAGUUACAAUUUGAUAAGUCUAAGUCUGACAAGUUACAAUUUGACAAGCCCAAGUCUGACAAGUUACAAUUUAAUCCACGGGACAACUCACAGUUAGGGUUUGUUGGAGAUCAUUCCAAAAACAUGACAGCAGUUGGCGUUAGUGUAAAAAAUACAACAGCUGCUAUGAUUAUUUCCAAAAACUCUACAACAUUCGGAGAUAACUAUGACAGUGUUUUACAUGCGGGUGUUGAUACAAUAAACUAUACAGGUGCUGGAUUUAACCGUGUAAGCUUAGUAAACACAUCAAAUGUUACAGCUAUUUCAGAACGACCUUCCAUCUCAAAUGCCAAUUCAAAAAUCAGCACCACCAUUAGUGUUUCUUCAGGAAAAAAUUCAACCCUUGCAGUUGGGUCUAAAAACUGCACGGAUGUUGCGAAAAACACAAACACCUUAAGUUACGAACCGCAGUCCCCUUGCAAACUAACAUCAAAAGGCAACGAAGCUACAGUUGACUGUCGAAAUCUUGACUUAAGUCAUCUAUCACCUGCCUGGUUUCCUGAUUCCACGACCCAAAUUUACCUGGACAAAAAUAACUUGAUGAAGAUUCCUAAUCACAUUUUUAACCAUUUGAGUCGACUUCAAAUUCUGAGCAUAUCCUACAACAAGAUAAACGAAAUCCACGAAAACGCUUUUGUAGGGUUGGUAAAUUUACAGAAAUUAAAUCUUGAAUUGAAUCAACUAGACAUAUCAGAUAAAAGAUGGGGAUUUCGUGUUUUUGAUCCGUUGAAGAACUUGACUGAGCUCCGUUUGAUGUAUAAUAAAGCAACGUAUUCAAAGAGCAUUAAUUUGCCUCAAUCUCUGUAUAAAUUAAAACUGCUGACUCUAAGCAUUAGUGAUGAUAUUUUAUAUUUUGGUGAGGACUUUAAGUUGCUUGUAGAUCUUCAACGAUUGGAAAUUUCCGGAUCAUCUCAGAUUAUCACAAAAGAAACAUUUGAAAACGUUGGUGCAAUAAAAGAACUAUACAUCUACAAUUUUGAAGAAAUCUCCAUUAUGGAUGAAAAAGCGUUUGAGCCGUUAAAAAAUUUAACGGUUUUAUUAAUCGAUCAUUUUUUCAUUGGGGUUAAAAAUAUGCUGAAAAGACUGGCCCCAUUCCAAGGAAGAAGAAUGGAGUUGAUUUCUUUAAAAUCUGUGACUUUUAGCUCUACAGAUAGAUAUCCGUCGAUGCACACACACGAUGGAGAAUUAAGUCGAGAAGAUUUCAAACACGUUUUGCAAAUUUGUGUUAGAGAGUUUGCUUUGAAGGAUAGUUAUAUUUAUUUAUUAGAACCAGAUGCUUUCGAGGAUUCCAGUUUGUGGGACGUAUGUCUUCAGAAAAUGGAUAUAUCCUUUAAUAGUUUCGCUGGGGUUAAUCCUGGUCUCUUACGGUUGAUGCUUUUUAACAACCUUCAACUUCUAAACGCUGGUGACAGCAUAAAGUCGUGUGACAAAACACACCCAGCCCUUGUUCGGGCUAUUCGCAGUGUUUACAGUCACUUCGAAGAACCGGUUAUUGUGUUUACUGAAUUUAGAAAUCAGAGGGAAUAUAUUUUAAGUACUAGCUCUCAAAUAAACGACACAGAAAUGUUUGAAUAUAAAGCUAGCGUUAUCCUGAAUUCAGAAAGAAACGCAUCUUUUCAAAAUAUUGGUCAAAACUUGUUAAGUUUCAACAGCGUAAACUUUCAGACUUUUAAUAUGUCCAGUAGCAUUAAAGUGCUUAAACUACAGAGAUUGUUGAAUAAGUGCUCCCUCAAGACCAACUUGGUUCUUUACGGUGCACAAAACGUAAAAUUCAUUGACCUUUCAGAAAACGGAUGCGACGGUUUUCAAGGGCGAAUUCAUGGACUUACUGGAUUGGAAUCUUUAAUUCUGACAGGAAAUAACAUGGCCGUGUUGUCUGAUUCGUUUUUUAAACCCUUGCCAAGUUUAAGAAAUCUGGUCAUGUCGGCUUGCCAGUUAGACAGCGAUCAAAUGUCAAAGAAAAGUGAUCAGAUUUUUGGUCACCUAAAAAAGUUGGUAACACUGGACUUAUCUUCUAACUCUUUACAUUCACUCUCCAAACGGACUUUUGAUAGAAAUACUGAACUGACUUUUCUGAAUUUGACAGAAAAUAAUUUUCAGUACGUGCCGUUUGAUUUAGCUGACAUGCCAAAUCUGAGAGAAUUAGAUUUGACAGACAAUUUGAUCGCAUCGCUGAGCGUGAGAGAAACUCAAGACAUGGACGACCUAGUCCGUCAGUUUGGCAGCUUGAAUCUCCAUUUAUCUGGCAACAUUUUGUCUUGCGGUUGUCAAAGCCUGCAGUUCCUACAGUGGUUGGUGAUGACGCGGGUCACAUUGGACGCGGAUGGAAAUUUCACGUGCAUGAACGACGACGGCGAGCUGACCUUCACCUCCAAGUACCGUGACCUUGAGAAAGUGUGGCGCCACUGUAUGGGCACUUUCUACUUUGCCCUCUCCCUCGUCCUGUUUUGUUUCAUGGCGGUCGGUUUUCUCACGUGUUAUAUUGUAACAAAAUAUAAAACUUUUAUAAUGUGCAGUUUGAUUCAAAUCGUGGGAGGCUUCAAACGAAAAACUAAAAACGAUUACGAUACUGGAGUAUUUAUAGGAUACGCGGAUGAAGAGUAUCGAUUCCCAUGUACAGAGUUACGUGAAUUUAUCGAGAAAACUCUCGGCCUAAGUACAUAUAUAAAAGACCGCGAUUCUCCAGUUUCUAGCAAUAAAGCAAACAGUUUAGUAACAGCUAUCAACUCUAGCUGGAGAAUAGUUCUGGUGUGUAGUCAACCUUUUCUAAGAGAUGACCAGUGGGCAGUGUUUACGAUGAAGUGGGCCAUGCUGUCUCAGACUCCGGCCAACCCGGCACGAGUUAUCGUUCUUGUGCGAGAAGAUCUUCUCGAUGACCUCCCCUCAGAGGUUAUCAGCGGUGUGGCGAGUGAGAAUAUCAUCGUGGUGGCGAGCUGGGAACUGGACUAUCGUGUGGAGCAGAAGUUGAGGACAUUGUUGGUGCCAUAA